AAAGGUUGUAACGCAUUCUGCUGUUGUUGUUGACGAUUUGGUAUUUUGAUUUAGUUGAGUAGAGUGGAAUUUAGCUUUUUAAAUACAGAAUUCAAAUAUGGAACAAAACUUCGUGAAAGCUGAUUCUUCGAAUUUACCGAAAGUAGAUUACGAGAUGAUCGAUUAAUACUAUCGACACAAUGAUGACUUUGUCUAAGCAAAUGUGAGAAAUGUGAAAACACAGAGAAGUGGCAAGCAAUCGUAUGGAGAUGAAGCUAUCGGAUUUGUCCAGCUGUUGCGAGAGGGAUCAAUAUGUACUGUAAAGUGCCAAGUAACUCCCGAACACAAGAUCCACGAAAAAGGAUACCAGGUGACAAUCUGCAUUAAUGAGGCUGAAGAGAAGAUUACACAUAGUGUGUGUCAUAGCUGCCCAGCUAGUGAAGGAGGGUGCAAGCAUGGUGUAUCUCUGAUGUUUUGGCUACUACGACGUUCUACAGAACCUUCUGUAACAAGUGUUGAGUGCUACUGGCGAAAACCGACUUUAGCAAAAGUAGGUUCUUCAUUGAAAGCAGCAAAAUUGAACGAGCUAUUUAAGAAUGUUCCCCCAGUUGCAUCACACAAUAAUUCCUUCUUAAAAAAACUAUUAGAAAAAGGAUUAGAAAACAAAAGCAAGGGCAUUUUAUUUGAAUACUACAAAACUGAAGAGAAUGCUAUUGAUAAAGUAUCCCUAUAUCAUUUAAUAAAUAAAUUUGUAAGAAACAGUAGCAGCAUCACUGCUGAAAAUUUUAUUCAGUAUUGUCAGCAAGAAAUGAAUGAUCAGCCUUGUAAAGAAAUUUUAAAUCAAACAAAAGAUCAAUCCAAUACUGGUACAUGGUUUGAGAUAAGGUAUGCACAUAUUACUGCAUGGAAGUUUUAUGAAGCAGCACAGAGUACAACAUAUGAUGGAUGUUUAGUGGAGUCAAUUUUGGGUGCAGCAAAAUUCAAGUCCACAAAGGCUAUGAAGAGGGGAUUAUCAUUAGAGGAUAAAGUAUUGAAGGUUGUGGCAAGAAAGAAACUAAUAAAAGUAGAAAAAGUAGGAAUAUUUGUAGAUAAGAGAUAUCCUAUAUUUGGAGCUAGCCCUGAUGCUGUAAAUGCUGAGUUUUGUAUUGAAAUAAAGUGCCCAUCAAAAGAAUCGACACUUAAGCAAUACUUAAAUGGUGGAGUCAUAGGUAAGAAACCUUUUGCCCAAAUUCAACUCCAAAUGCUAUUCUCGGGCAGAAAAAAGGGAUUAUUUUGUGUUGCAUCACCAAAUUUUGAAGUGAAUAAAGAUGUAUCAAUUGUGGAAGUUGAACUUGACAUUUUUUUUGUAAGGAUUUGCUGCAAAAAGCAACUUUGUUUUGGGAAAAAGCUAUCUUCCCAAAACUGAUUCAAUAGAUCUACUGUAAUGUACUCAACUUGUAAUGUCAACAAUUUACCUGUAGAUUUGACUAAAAGACAACUCAAUUGUUC
Acanthoscelides obtectus is the source of this 1467-nucleotide messenger RNA. The record is from the annotation of a GenBank genome assembly. Lineage: Eukaryota; Metazoa; Arthropoda; Insecta; Coleoptera; Chrysomelidae.